AUGGAUAAAGCUCUUAUGGCUAUGUCCUUGGAGGAAGAGGACGAGCCGUUCAAUCUCCCUGAUCUUCCAGAGUUUAGUUCGGUUGAAAGGAACUACCUUAGUCUUAUUGGUAGAAUUCUAAACCCAGACUGUCAAAAGAUGCGAAGUUUGAUCUUGGAUAUGCCAAGGAAAUGGCAGAAGGUUGGUAAAUGUAGAGGUGUUGCUCUAUCAAGGGAUAAGUUCCAAUUUAUCUUCGAUAACGAGUAUGAUUUGCUUGAUGUGUUGGACAAAGGAGUUCAUACUUACAACGAAUGGACCUUGGUGAUUCAAAGAUGGGUUGAGAAUCCUCCUGAAGAUUAUUUGCAAUAUAUUCCUCUUUGGGUUCAGAUUCGUCAACUUCCAGUUAAUUACUACACAGCUGAAGCUAUUUCUUCUCUUGGAGAUUUGGUUGGGAAGGUUGAUGUAGUAGCCUUUGAUCCUAAUAAGGUUCAAGUUCAGAACUUUGUCAGAGUUAAAGUGUUUUUUGAUGUCUCAAGACCUCUUCGUAAAGAAAAGGUGGUUAAUUUACCGAAGGGUGGGUCUGCGACAAUUAUGUUUUCUUAUGAAAGAAUUCAAAAGCGCUGCUAUGAGUGUCAGAGGUUGAACCAUGAAUGUGAGGUUUGCCCUUUAUGGAUUAGGAAAAGACAGUGGCAGGCAGAUGAUAGAAAAGCUUUUGGUUCGUUUAUGAAGCCUAUCAAACCUUUGGUCAUUACCAAUAAUGAUCCCUUAUAUGGCGUUCUUAAAGAGGAACAAGUUGGCAUUAAUCCUGCCACUGGAAGACCUAGAAUAGCUGCAGAUGUGUUGGAAGCGAUGAGGCAAUAUCUUCUAGUGUCGAAUGUUGACGAACGAAGAAUUACAAACAACUUGGAUAAAGGAAAGGGGAGAGUGUUUGAUUAUGAGGAUAUCUGUUCGGAGUCGUCUCCUGUGGUUCUGGAGAACGUUGUUCAUUCUCUUAAAUUGAUGGAAUCUGCAAUCAGAGCAGGCUCAGCAGAUGAUAGUAGAAUGUUUAUGGAAUCAAGGAAAUCUGGUAGUGCUUUUGACAGAAUUGAAGAUCAAUUCAACCUGUACCAGUGUAGUUCGUCGGUUAAAAGAGACAGCUUGUCUAUAGCUCACUCUUCCGGAACUAUAACUGGUAAUUGUGGUUCUUCUAGGAGAAGGCCGACCAGAAACAAAAGGAUCCUAAUUGCGAAGAAGGCAGGAAAGCCUAGUGGUAAUGCAGAGAAAAAGCAAGGUUUGGAUUUUGGAGUUAUGGUUAAAAGGAAAUCGGAAGAACUUGUUUUUGGUCCAUCUAAAGUCGCAAAGCGCACUUCAAAUGAGGUGACCCCGAAUGAGGGAUCGCCUGAAUCCUGA
Messenger RNA from Brassica napus (rape), 1368 nucleotides. RefSeq lists its product as uncharacterized. The transcript has 2 exons. The record is from RefSeq and is a predicted model, not a curated record. The coding region runs from base 1 to 1368 and encodes 455 amino acids. NCBI's taxonomy places the organism in Eukaryota, Viridiplantae, Streptophyta, Magnoliopsida, Brassicales, Brassicaceae.